CUUACAUUAAACAAAAGACGGUACAUACUAUAUAUUGUUGUUAUUCUCCGUUCCGUAUGAUCCACGGCGCCAAAUCAUAGGGUCCACAUCCGUUGGGACUAAGACCUACUCCAAAUUUUGUAACUGCUGCCACUGGAUGACAGCAUUUAGGAAGGUCCAGAGCAACAAAGACCGGAUGCAACGCUACUGAUGUAUUUAUUGGAGUUGAAGAUGGCCCCCAGUCAUCCAGACUAUGCCUGGAAUAAGUCUUAGUGGAGAUCUGCCUUCAAAUGUUGUGCCUGUUGGGGCGUGCUGGAAUUCCAUAUUUCUAUUAUACUAACAAGCCAGAUACAGUAUUGAGACUUGCACUCUGAAGAACUCAUAGUUCUGUUCAAACAUGAGCCCCUCAGUUGACCUAACGAAUGUUAAUGGCAAUGGAGUAGCAAUCCCGUUGCUCCCUGAGAUAUCGCGGCAACGCAUGGAAAAAGCCGGAAUUGAUCUUUCUAAUGGUUAUCCUCAGAAACCCGACCGACAUAUUCAACAGGCUCCUUCUGGACGGGAUCAUAGCCAGCCGUAUAUUGACGCAGGAAGCCGAGCUGACAAAGAGAAAAGCAAUCUUUUGUCUGCAGCUAAAGAAGUCAUCCACUUAUCAAAGCAUAUUGGCACAGAGCUUACCGGCCUGCAGCUAAAGGACCUUUCAAACCAGCAGAGGGAUGAGUUAGCUCUGCUAAUUGCUGAAAGAGGAGUUGUAUUUUUCCGUGACCAGGAUAUUAGUCCCCAACAACAACACGAAUUGGCAGAAUAUUAUGGCGAGCCUGAAGUCCAUCCUGUAGCACCUCAUGUUCCCGGUGUACCCAGCGCCAGUGUAAUAUGGCCUGACUUUCAAGCUACAGAGUGUGAGGCCAGCUUCCGUCGCCCAGGGGGUGUUUCAGGCUGGCACACUGAUCUUGCGUUGGGUCACGACAAGCGACCCGCCGGGAUAAGCCAUUUGCACAACGACGCCGUUCCAAGUAUUGGCGGAGAUACUCUCUGGUCCAGUGGGUACUGUGCCUACGAGAAGUUGUCGCCGUCAUUCCGGAAAUUCAUCGAUGGUAAGAAAGUCAUCUAUCGUUCUGCCGUCGCCUUCAUAGAUAGUAGGAACCCUGCGGCCGGCCCGACGCAUGUUGUUCGUGAAUAUCCGCUUGUAAGAACACAUCCAGCCACAGGCUGGAGGUCUUUAUGGGUUAAUAGGGCUAUGGCGGAGCGUAUUGUGGGUUUGGAUAAAUCCGAAAGCGAUCUGAUUUUGAAUUAUUUGUGCGACCUUUAUGAGAAGAGUGUGGAUAUCCAAGUCCGUUUUAGAUGGACACCAAAAACCAGCGCGUUAUGGGACAACAGAGUGACCAUUCAUGUCGCAAGCUGGGACUACGAGGGCUCCGAGCCUAGACAUGGGACAAGGGCGACCGCAUUGGCAGAACAACCAUAUUUUGAUCCCAAGUCGCCUACAAGAAGAGAAGCACUAAGACUUUUGGGAGCUUCGGAAAUUAGAGAAUUGGAGGAGCAAGGAAUUUUUUCAACAUCUUAGUCCAACCGCGGAUUGUCCUUGAUCUCCGAAGAACAUUCUAAAGAAAAAGAUAUCAGAACUUUAGGUUAAAGGCGCGUACACUGAGCCUAAGAGUUUGAACAAACUCCAUACGUAAUGUAACAUCUCUAUAAUGUAGCCGAGCGAACAGGUGGUUUUAGAGCGUGCUUUCUAGUAUGAAAAUAUGAGGCAUACGCUACCAAAUACGUUUACGUCACUUAAAUUCGAGGAGUGAGCCCCCGCUCUGACACUAGUG
Molecule: messenger RNA, 1793 nt
Organism: Talaromyces proteolyticus
Lineage: Eukaryota; Fungi; Ascomycota; Eurotiomycetes; Eurotiales; Trichocomaceae
Product: alpha-ketoglutarate-dependent taurine dioxygenase
Exons: 3
Coding region: 377-1540 (387 amino acids)
Cellular component (GO): cytoplasm
Molecular function (GO): 2-oxoglutarate-dependent dioxygenase activity
Source: RefSeq, a predicted model, not a curated record